This is a messenger RNA of Galleria mellonella (greater wax moth), 718 nucleotides long. RefSeq names its product B9 domain-containing protein 1 (gene B9d1). The record is from RefSeq and is a predicted model, not a curated record. Gene Ontology annotation, biological process: cilium assembly. Gene Ontology annotation, cellular component: MKS complex. The transcript has 3 exons. Bases 87 to 683 code for a protein of 198 amino acids. Lineage: Eukaryota; Metazoa; Arthropoda; Insecta; Lepidoptera; Pyralidae.
GUUUUGUUUUGAUUGUGGCGUUUUGUCAUUAUUCUCAUAAUGCUGUUGUUUCUUGUCUAAAAUAUAGUAUUUCUCCAAAUAUUUCAAUGAAAGGCAAUGAUAUCACUAAGUUUCUUGUGUCAUUUAGUGGGCAAGUAGAAUUUGUCUCGUUUCCCGCGGGAGUAUUCGAUGAACAAGUGUACAUACAGUACGAAAUAAUAUGGGGUCCAGACUGGGAGUCAGUGUCUGGUCUCGCCACUGGAUCGAGUCAAAUGUCGCGAUCUGGUAUAGAUCCAGAAAAAGUAGUCUUUAAUAUGCCAUUGGAAAUAGUUUUUGGCAGCACAAACGUAUUUGGUUGGCCCCAACUGCUCAUAACAGUGAGAGCACAGAACAGACUAAGCGGUGACUCUUUGCUUGGUUACGCUUUAAUACUGAUGCCGCCGACGUGUGGAACCAGGGUACUGACGGCCCCACUAGUCCGUCCUCAAGCGGCGACAGUGUUCGGAGAAUGGCUGGCGUGGCUCACUGGUCGGCGUCCCGAGCUGGCGGACCCUAAAAUGCUGGCCAGUGGAAAGGAGAAUUAUCUAUUGCGUACGGAGUCGUAUGACUCAGUGACGGUGAGUUUGUCAAUGGUGUCCAAAGAUCUACGUAAACUUGGCUACGACAAUCAGCCGCCAGCUGUUAGAAACAUAUCUGAUACGUAAUUGUAUAUUCAUGUAAAUAAAUAUUGAAACCUUAA